AUGCGAUGGCUUGAUAAAUUUCUAUCUAAUCUCACCGCCAAAAUGACAUUAUAUUUCAUGAAUAUUCUUUUAGAAAAAGAGAAAAAGACUGGGGGUGAUUCUAAGACAUUAUGGAGAAAAUUUUCAGAUGAUUAUAAUUACCAGGGAUUAAUACGAAAUUUUCGAGGUCGAUCAGGAGCACACAGUAUAGCUUUGUUAUAUGAAAUUACUGAUGAUGCACCAUUCUGUCGAGAUGGGUAUUCUUGUGUUACUACUCCAUGUGAAAAACCAACUGGAAUAGAUUCUUUUCCUUGCAUAUACUCCUUCCCAGAGGAACAGCCAAAAGAACAUUGGCAAAAUAUAAUACCAUUAAUUCAAGAAAAAGAUGAAAAGAAACAGACACCUUUCACAAGGAGUUUUCCAAUACAUUAUUUUGAUAAGAAUACAGGUUGUGCUUAUUAUUUUAUUCGAAUUGAUGAUCAUGCAUUGUUAGUUGUUUUAUUUACAGAAAAGCAUUCAUCACCUGAUAAUAGUACAUCUGAAUUUAUCAUGUUAUUGGCUAACAGAUUAAGUGGGAUAGAUGUUCUG
Racocetra fulgida is the source of this 567-nucleotide messenger RNA. The record is from the annotation of a GenBank genome assembly. NCBI's taxonomy places the organism in Eukaryota, Fungi, Glomeromycota, Glomeromycetes, Diversisporales, Gigasporaceae.